Leptomonas pyrrhocoris is the source of this 840-nucleotide messenger RNA. Its product is annotated as putative mitochondrial NADH dehydrogenase subunit NB6M. NCBI's taxonomy places the organism in Eukaryota, Euglenozoa, Kinetoplastea, Trypanosomatida, Trypanosomatidae. The coding region runs from base 319 to 840 and encodes 173 amino acids. The transcript has a single exon. The record is from RefSeq and is a predicted model, not a curated record.
AGUAGCAGCAACUAAGCGUCUUCAUUUUAGCAGCCACCGCUUUUCAAAGCCCUCCGUAGCAGCAGUAGAUGAAAUAUAACUGUAGCGCUCUUCUCAGAAAAUUUCCCUUUCUCUUUCUUUAGAUAGUUUUUUCAACUCUACUGAUUUUAGUUUACACGCUUUCAAAGGAAACUUGAACGUUUCCACACCUCAGCUUCUUCUUCUUUUGACGGGAGCCGGUUUGAGCCAUUCGACUUCUCCUUCUUCCAUCUCAGUGUCUUAUCGUGUUGUUUAGUCCAUUUUUUCUCCUUCGCUGCGCACCUUCUUUAGUUCUCCAUCAUGUUGCGCAGCACCGCUCGCCGGUUAGUGCGUGACCCGGUUCCUACCGACACUAAAGCCUUCUACACCUGGUUCAGCGGUCAGGCCUACCGUCAGGAACGAGUGAUUCCAGGCGGCUAUCCGGCGGUCCGCGUGUACCCGGUGUACGGUAAGCGCUGGUUCACGGGUCGCACAGUAAUGGCCAUCAUCGCGGGUGUCUCCAUCUUCGGCGCGUGGGUGCGUCCCGAGCGCGAGCGCUACAACUUGGAGAUGAUGAUCGAGUUCACCGAGCGCCAGGCCUCGUACCUGCCCUACCAGACGGCCGAGGUGAACCUGCGCUGCUUCGUGUCGAGCUACAAACGCUACAAGUACGAGCAGGAUAAGAUCAUCGACAAGGGAUUUGUCGGAUUGACCUCGGAGUUCCGCAAAUUCUUCUACCACAGCGACGUCUGGCGACCGGAGCUGCACGACGUGAUGUUGCACCCCUACGUGAAGUAUGGCGGGCCUAUCGGCAGCUACAACUGGUCUAUCGGCUACUUCUAA